Nomia melanderi (Alkali bee) is the source of this 645-nucleotide messenger RNA. NCBI's taxonomy places the organism in Eukaryota, Metazoa, Arthropoda, Insecta, Hymenoptera, Halictidae. The record is from RefSeq and is a predicted model, not a curated record.
GUUAUAUUGAAAAGUAUAGCAAGAUUGCCGUUUUCCUUAACCGUCUUUGAAAAUAGGCUGUACUGGAGCGACAUGUCAUCGAGAACUAUAGAAUCGUGCGACAAAUUUACUGGCAAAGACCGGAAAAUUUUAGUAAAUGCGAAUAAUACUGUUUAUGGGCUGCAUAUUUAUCACUCCGUGCUGAAGCCCAGGCUUCGAAAUCCGUGCAACUCGGAUCCCUGUUCCCAACUGUGUCUACUAAAUUCAGAGAAUGGAUACACGUGUGCUUGUGCGUUGGACAAACAACUGAAUUCAGAUCAGCAUACCUGUCGGGCUAUAAAGAAACGGAUGCACCUAAUUAUCGCAGCUGGAAGCACGUUCAUAAAUUACUACCACGAACUUCUGGGGAAUCCUACAAUGACAGCGAUCGUCACGUUGAAACACAUUACUGCGGUCGCUUACAACCCCUUAACUGGUGGCCUGUUUGUGAACGACCAAUUGUCGGAUACAAUUUUCCAUCUCAAUACUACUAACGGAGAGUUGGAGUCCCUGAUAUCCUUCGAGAACAAAGUAAUAGGAGGAAUAGAUUUCGAUUACAUUGGCAAUAAUUUGUAUCUGUCCGAUGUAAACCACAAAACAAUCGAAGUUCACAGCUUAAGUACAAAG